UUGAAAAUCUGUAACGUUCACCGCGGCCAUCGCAUUCGUUCGUGUGCUUACACAGAGUUUGGUGAAUAUCGUUGAGAGCUAGCAAGCUUCGUGGCUAUUAAUUAUUUAAUACAAGAGAUUUUAUAAAAAUCAUCCAAAAUGAGGGAAAUCGUGCACAUUCAAGCUGGUCAAUGUGGUAACCAAAUUGGAGCCAAGUUUUGGGAAAUCAUCAGCGACGAGCACGGAAUCGACCCAACUGGAGCCUACCACGGAGACUCAGACUUGCAAUUGGAGCGCAUCAACGUUUACUACAAUGAAGCCUCUGGCGGCAAAUACGUUCCCCGCGCGAUCCUGGUCGACUUGGAGCCAGGAACCAUGGACUCAGUCCGCUCGGGCCCAUUCGGUCAGAUCUUCAGACCGGACAACUUCGUCUUCGGUCAAUCCGGAGCGGGUAACAACUGGGCCAAGGGUCAUUACACCGAGGGCGCUGAGCUGGUAGACUCAGUCCUUGACGUAGUCCGCAAAGAAGCCGAGAGCUGCGACUGUCUUCAAGGCUUCCAGCUGACCCACUCUCUGGGAGGUGGAACUGGCUCAGGAAUGGGAACCCUGCUGAUCUCUAAGAUCCGCGAGGAGUACCCGGACAGAAUCAUGAACACCUACUCAGUGGUGCCUUCCCCGAAGGUGUCCGACACCGUUGUCGAGCCCUACAACGCGACCUUGUCAGUCCACCAGCUGGUGGAGAACACCGACGAGACUUACUGUAUCGACAACGAGGCUCUCUACGACAUCUGCUUCCGCACAUUGAAGCUCUCCACUCCGACCUACGGAGACCUGAACCACCUGGUCUCUCUGACGAUGUCGGGAGUGACCACUUGCCUGAGGUUCCCCGGACAAUUGAACGCGGACCUUCGGAAGCUGGCCGUCAACAUGGUUCCAUUCCCGCGGCUCCACUUCUUCAUGCCCGGCUUCGCGCCUCUUACAUCUCGCGGAAGCCAGCAGUACAGAGCUCUCUCCGUUCCGGAGCUGACCCAGCAAAUGUUCGACGCCAAGAACAUGAUGGCCGCUUGCGACCCAAGACACGGAAGAUACCUCACCGUCGCUGCUAUCUUCCGAGGCAGAAUGUCCAUGAAGGAAGUCGACGAGCAGAUGCUCAACAUCCAGAACAAAAACAGCUCGUACUUUGUCGAGUGGAUUCCAAACAACGUCAAGACUGCAGUCUGUGACAUUCCUCCACGUGGACUCAAGAUGUCCGCGACAUUCAUUGGUAACUCCACCGCCAUCCAGGAACUCUUCAAGCGCAUCAGCGAACAGUUCACCGCUAUGUUCAGAAGAAAGGCUUUCCUCCAUUGGUACACCGGCGAGGGCAUGGACGAGAUGGAAUUCACCGAAGCUGAGUCCAACAUGAACGACUUGGUGUCUGAGUACCAACAGUACCAGGAGGCUACCGCUGACGAAGACGCUGAAUUCGACGAGGAGCAGGAGGGCGAAGUUGACGAGAACUAAUUUCCUCACGUUUUACCUAUCUAAAUUCAACGCACGUGUUCUAUCACGUACACGCUUCUUUAUUAUUAUUAUUAUUACUAUUAUUAUAUAGUUAUUUUUCCUCCAAUUUACUCUAUUUUUCUUCUUUUUUGUACGGACAAUGAUUAAUUUUUUUUUUUUUUUUCGACCAAGUUAACUUUAUUUAAACAAUAUGACGCAUUUAUGUUUAUAAUUCCGUCUUUGUUGCUUACUUUAUAUAUAUGUAAUGAAUAAUAAAUGAAAAAGAAAAAAUUAAUUUUCACAAGCUUGAUGUAAAAGAAGUCGUGACUACGCAGUGUAUUAUGAGGUAGCGAAAGUUACCUGCGUCAUCUUUUAUUAAAUUAUUAUCAAAUAAAAAACAAAUCUUUAUUAAUA
Cotesia glomerata is the source of this 1875-nucleotide messenger RNA. Its product is annotated as tubulin beta-1 chain. The transcript is spliced from 2 exons. The record is from RefSeq and is a predicted model, not a curated record. Gene Ontology annotation, molecular function: GTP binding; GTPase activity; structural constituent of cytoskeleton. Gene Ontology annotation, cellular component: microtubule; cytoplasm. Gene Ontology annotation, biological process: microtubule cytoskeleton organization; mitotic cell cycle. Lineage: Eukaryota; Metazoa; Arthropoda; Insecta; Hymenoptera; Braconidae. The coding region runs from base 139 to 1482 and encodes 447 amino acids.